UAGGUGAGACAGUGGCUACGCUGUCGCCCUGGAUACUCCCUGUAGCUGAAUUUACAGGGUUCAUUGCAGGGUUAUACAAUAUGCAGACAACCUAUUCAGUUAUUAUUACAUUAUGAACGGAAGUAUAGUUUAGUUCGGCACAGAAAAAUAUCAAAAUGGCAAAACGUAAACACGAAAAUAAAGAUCAAGACGAAAGCGCAAAGAAACCAAAGGAAGAUAUAGUUUUGCCACCCGUCAUUAAUUCUAAUGAACCAGUCCAAAGACAGAAAAAAUGGAUCAACAAACAGAGAGUGCUUGUUCUUUCUUCAAGAGGAAUUGGUUACAGAUCACGUCACUUGAUGUUAGAUCUUAGAUCCUUGUUACCUCAUUCUAAACCAGAAUCAAAGAUGGACAAUAAAGAUAAAUUAUUUGUUAUUAAUGAGAUGUGUGAAAUGAAGAAUUGUAAUAAAUGUAUUUAUUUUGAAGGUAAAAAGAAAAUGGAUCUUUAUAUGUGGCUUUCUAAUGUUCCACGAGGACCAUCUGCUAAAUUUCUGGUUGAAAAUGUACACACUAUGUCAGAACUAAAGAUGACAGGAAAUUGUUUGAAGGCUUCUAGACCACUUUUAUCUUUUAGUAAGGAAUUUGAACAGGAAGAACACUGGCAACUGUUAAAGGAAUUAUUUACGCAGAUAUUUAGUGUCCCAAAUCAUCAUCCCAAAAGUCAACCAUUUUUCGAUCAUGUGUUCAAUUUCUCAAUAGUAGACAACAGAAUUUGGUUUCGUAAUUAUCAGAUAUUAGAAGAAGAUGCAUCGUUAGCUGAAAUAGGUCCAAGAUUUGUAUUAAAUCCUAUUAGAAUAUUUGAAGGGAGUUUUGGAGGACCAACAUUGUAUAUUAAUCCUUCUUACACUUCACCAAAUGAGCACCGAAGAAUGUUAAGAAGAAGUGUUGCAGCUAAAUAUCUUAUGAAAGUGGAGUCUAAGAAAGGUCAUGAAUCCAGGAAACCUACGAAUUCAUCAUAUGACUUAGAUCCAACUGAUGAUUUCUUUACUGUUACUCCAGAAGAUGUUGGUUAAAGUUGAACUAAAUCCUGAGAAUAGACAUAUACAAAAAUAAACACUCUUUUCACAUGUUUAUUAAAGACUAAAUACAAUACAGUGAAUAAUGGUAGUGUGGGGCAACAAGUGUAAAUAUGUACAGUGAUCUUUGUGUAUGGUUUAAAGGUCAAGAGUGAGACAGUAAUAUUGGACAAAUACACAUUGGGUAAUAUAUUGAUACACCAUUCAGACUAACACCCUCACACAGUAUCAACAUAUUACACAAUGUCUUGUACAUUAUCUUCAACAUGUGUUAGUCCUUUGAUUAACUUAAAAUAACUUCUAUUGGCACCUUAAUUGUCUGUACCAUUAUUUGAAAUAACAAUACAACUUCAGAAAUAAAAAGGUCAUCUGUAUUUUAAAAAGUAAUAACUAUUAUUAAAUAGUGCAAUCAUCAGACAAA
Messenger RNA from Patella vulgata (common limpet), 1476 nucleotides. Its product is annotated as ribosome biogenesis protein BRX1 homolog. The record is from RefSeq and is a predicted model, not a curated record. The coding region runs from base 156 to 1052 and encodes 298 amino acids. Gene Ontology annotation, biological process: ribosomal large subunit assembly; rRNA processing. The transcript has 10 exons. Gene Ontology annotation, molecular function: rRNA binding. Gene Ontology annotation, cellular component: nucleolus. NCBI's taxonomy places the organism in Eukaryota, Metazoa, Mollusca, Gastropoda, Patellidae.